AGCAGUCGAACAGGCAGUGAAAAUGAAAAAAAAAAACGUUUCGUGUGACACUAUAUCCGCUUGUAAAAUAAAUAAAUACAUUUAAAAAUGAUAAGGAGGGAGCAGUUCUGGGUGUGCCGCAGUACGCAUUAAAUACGAUCGGGCAAAGCUGUUUUGGGUAGAUAUAUGGUUGUGCUUUAGAAGCUUUUCAGUGCUCGCUUCUUCACAACAGUCAGUAUUUUGCACGAUGAUGGAAAUACUGAGCAUUGCACAGAGAAAACUAGGAGCGACACUUCCCUCCAUAGAGGAGUGCAAGCUGUCCUCAGUGUCCAGCCCUCCCUCUCAAACAGAGAUGGAUUCUACCAAGAUGAUCGACACCAACAGACAAUCAGAUUCAAUAACUGAUUGCAUAAGUGUUUAAGCCCCACAUCUUCCGCUGAAGACAUCAAGGUUGAAUCUGUGACGGACAGCUCUGAUUACACAGGUGUAGAUCCAGUGUCACAUUUGAACAGAUGGGAUGACAUAGAGAAGACAGCUAUGUAUUUGCUGUGCAGGGAACAAAAGGACAUACUAUUCAACAUGAAGGUGGAGGAAGAAGAUGGGGAGAGGCAGAGUGUGGAAAUGGAGAGAGACCAUGUUGUGAAAGAUGAAGAGGGACUCUGGAAGGGGGAAGAAAAAGCGAGGGAUGGACACGGGGAGGGACGUGUAACUGAUCAAGUAGCCCAAACUCAGAAUUUGGUGAAGAACGGAGUAAAACCAGAACAUGGACAACAAGAAGGGUGGGAGCUUUCUAAUCUGGUCACUUCCUGUCUGCUAAAACAGCCUAGAGUGCUGAUUCAUCGACUUGAAAUUGCCAAUAUUUCAGUUUCUGGGUCAUCACCUCUUCGUUCCAUGGCCUGUAAAAGAGAACAGCGAGCGGCAUCUCCAUGGAGACCGCAUGAGCUCUCACCACUGAGAGGAAACGGAUCACUGAGACAGAAGGGUCAGGUCAUGGCCUGGAAGAGGAAGACCAUUGGCCAGUUGGAGAGACCCCUGAAACUGCUGCCAUCUUUAUCAGAGAACGGGAUCUGUGCUGAAACCUCCCUAAUUUCUCCUGUCAUCUCCCCCAAGAAUCAUCAAAACACAGGACAAACUGUUGAGGUGUCGUCUCAGGUCUUUGCCUGCUCCCAGUGCCCAUUCGUUCAAGUGAAUCUUCACCAGCACAUUGAGAAGGUUCACCCAGAGGAGCUCAGCAGGACUCUGGUGUCUCAACAGCCUCCUAUCAGCACACAUCAGCACCCCGCUCCCCCUAAGAUGCCCCCCACUCCAACACAGUCCCACACAGGCACUCCAGGGGCCCACACGUGGUCCCAGUGUGGGAAGAGUUUUAAAUACAAAUCACAGCUGAAGACAGACAAGAAAAUGCAAAAAAAAGAGUGGAUCUAUCAGUGCUCCCAGUGUGAGAAGAGUUUUGCUUGGGCAAAUAAACUGAAGGUACAUCAGCGUACUCAUACUGGUGAACGGCCAUACCAUUGCUCCCUGUGUGGGAGGGGUUUUGCUCAGUUAAGUACUUUGAAGAAACAUCAGCGAACUCAUACAGGAGAGCUCCCAUACCAGUGCUCCCAGUGUGGGAAGGGUUUCGCUCAGUCAAGUACUUUGAAGCAACAUCAGAGCACUCAUACAGGGGAGCACCCAUACCACUGCUCCCAGUGUGACAAGAGUUUUGCUUGGGCAAAUAGACUGAAGGUACAUCAGCGAACUCAUACUGGUGAACGGCCAUACACUUGCUCCCUGUGUGGGAGGGGUUUUGCUCAGUCAAGUACUUUGAAGAAACAUCAGCGAACUCAUACAGGAGAGCUCCCAUACCACUGCUCCCAGUGUGGGAAGGGUUUCGCUCAGUCAAGUAAUUUGAAGCAACAUCAGCAAACUCAUACACGGGAGCACCUAUACCACUGUUCCCAGUGUGGGAAGGGUUUUGCUCAGUCAAGUACUUUGAAGCAACAUCAGAGCACUCAUACAGGGGAGCUCCUAUAUCACUGUGCCCAGUGUGGGAAAAGUUUUAAGUGGGCAAAUAAACUGAAGGUACAUCAGCGAACUCAUACUGGUGAACGGCCAUACAAUUGCUCCCUGUGUGGGAGGGGUUUUGCUCAGUCAAGUACUUUGAAGAAACAUCAGCGAACUCAUACAGGAGAGCUCCCAUACCAAUGCUCCCAGUGUGGGAAGGGUUUCGCUCAAUCAGGUAAUUUGAAGCAACAUCAACAAACUCAUACAGGGGAGAACCCGUACCACUGCUCCCAGUGUGGGAAGAGUUUCACUCGAUUAAGUAGCCUAAAAAUACACCAGCAAAUGUACAGUGGUAUACAAAAAUGUGGGCAUCCCUGGUCAAAAAGCCUUUUACAAUCAAUAUCUAAGUGAACAGAAGUGAACCUGACCUCUAAAUGGUACAAAGUUAAACAAUAAUGGAUGUAUUUGCUUUAAGAUUUGCGAGUGAGCUAACGUUAGCUUUAUUUGACUUAUCGUUACAGAAUGGGACUCCAACUGUAACUUUGCAGACUAUUGUAAUGGAAUUAUGUGUCCUCUUCCAAAUUUAACUUUAUAGAUUCCGUUACUGUAUUAUAUAAUGCUACGAUGGCAAGAACCAUGCAGUUGGAUGUUUAUUACAAUUAGUAAAUCGCUAGCUAGCUAACGUUAGCUCCCAUAUUGAAACUCCUCUCUCGGUCUCAGAUGCUCCGAUGUUAGACAAGCGCACCACGCUUCUUGUACAAUGGAAGCAUUCCCUUGCAAGUAUACAUAAGCAUAAUGCAGUGCUAAAAAUCAUGUAAGUGUUCAUUAAAGCAAAGUUUCUUUGUACAGUAGGCUAGCUAUGCAUUGCUAGCUAGCUACAUUCACACAGUUUGACCCAAGUUCUGAAAUGUCUGUUCGAUCCAUUUUUUUCCCGACCUGGGUGUAUUUUGGUUGAGGCCUAACUUUUUGUGUAAAGGAUUUUCGUUAAUUGUUUGAUUUUGAGUAAAUAAAUGGCAAUUGCCCUUA
This is a messenger RNA of Conger conger (European conger), 2988 nucleotides long. RefSeq names its product zinc finger protein 436-like. The record is from RefSeq and is a predicted model, not a curated record. Bases 517 to 2373 code for a protein of 618 amino acids. Gene Ontology annotation, molecular function: RNA polymerase II cis-regulatory region sequence-specific DNA binding; DNA-binding transcription factor activity. The transcript is spliced from 4 exons. Gene Ontology annotation, biological process: regulation of transcription by RNA polymerase II. NCBI's taxonomy places the organism in Eukaryota, Metazoa, Chordata, Actinopteri, Anguilliformes, Congridae.